Messenger RNA from Anguilla rostrata (American eel), 2924 nucleotides. It is a transcript of the gene anxa13, whose product is annotated as annexin A13. Gene Ontology annotation, cellular component: cytoplasm. Gene Ontology annotation, molecular function: calcium-dependent phospholipid binding; calcium ion binding. The transcript has 13 exons. The record is from RefSeq and is a predicted model, not a curated record. The coding region runs from base 256 to 1254 and encodes 332 amino acids. Lineage: Eukaryota; Metazoa; Chordata; Actinopteri; Anguilliformes; Anguillidae.
GAGGAGUUAGUCAUGCUGAGUUGCAUAAAAACGUGGCAGCAGCGACUGCAGAAUUGAGACACGUAAACACAUUUACUUCAUCAAGCGAGGGGGCAGCUUGGGCAGCCGAUAGCAGAGCAGUCAAUUCAACUAGCCCCCUGCAGUGACGUCAGCAGUGUGUGAGGCACUGUCCAGGGCCUUUUAGGGCUGAAGUGAGGAGCAACACGGACACCCAACAGCUCUGGAAAAAUACCACAGACGAAUAAACAUCACAAAAUGGGAAACGUUCAACCAACAAUUGUGCCUUACCCAGACUUUGAUGUGGUGGCGGACAUUAAAGCAAUCCGCAAAGCGUGUAAAGGGUGGGGGACCGAUGAACAAGCCAUUAUCGACAUUUUAGCAAAUCGCUCAGCAGCCCAACGCUUGGAAAUAAAACAAGCCUAUUUCGAAAAGUACGAUGAUGUGAGUAUGGAUCCAACAUUGCCCGUGACCAUGAACAAGAAUAAGCAGGAGCUGGAGGAGGUUCUGAAGAAAGAGCUGUCAGGGAACUUUGAGAAAGCCAUCAUCGCCAUGCUGGAUGCUCCACAUGUCUACGCUGUGAAGGAACUGAGAAAGGCCAUGAAGGGGGCCGGCACUGACGAGGAUGUGCUGGUGGAGAUACUGUGCACAGCCAGCAACGCGGAGAUUCUGACUUAUAAAGAUACCUACUUCGAAGUGCAUGAGCGAGAUCUGGAGGCGGACAUCGAGGGGGACACCAGCGGCGAUGUGAAGAACCUGCUGAUGUCCCUCCUGCAGGGUGUGAGAGAUGAGACCUACGAUGUAGAUGAAGCCCAGGCAGAACAAGAUGCCGCCGCUUUAUUUGAGGCUGGGGAGGGCCGCUUUGGGACAGAUGAAUCCACCUUCACCUACAUCCUGUCACGCAGAAACUAUCUGCAGCUGCAGGCCACCUUCAAGAUCUAUGAGUCGCUCUCUGGAACUGAGAUCUUGGAUGCCAUCGACAGUGAGACUUCUGGAACACUGAAAGACUGCUACAAAACUCUUGUGAGGUGUGCCAAGAGCCCGCAGCUCUUUUUUGCCCGACGGCUGAACGCUGCCAUGAAGGGAGCGGGCACAGAUGAGGACACCCUCAUCCGCAUCAUCGUGUGUCGCUCUGAGAUUGAUCUGGAGACCAUCAAGGACAUGUACCUGGAGAAGUAUGACGAGUCCCUGAAGGACGCCCUGAGGUCUGAGUGCGGUGGUGACUUCAAGCGGCUGCUGUUGGAGAUCCUUCACUGAGGGAUGACUCACUGAGGGGGAAAAACACCCAGAGCGGAUCGAGUUACUAACUCCACUCACAACCAUUCCUACUGUAUUCAGACACAUAACUAGCCAUGAUCGCAGUGUGUUAAGCACAGCUGUCUGUCGUUCAAUCUCACCCUUUUGUUACCAAAGUAGUUGCAUUAGAAAAUAGCGUCAGGAAAGGCAUAAGCUGGAAUGUUCCUAGCAUUUCUAUGUCAGCUUUUGAAAUGACUUUUUUGGACUUGGUGUUUUAUGUCUAACGAUACUGUCUUUUACCCAGUAUUUUUUCAAACAAAGUCUAAAAGAUUUUAAGCAAUUAUUUCAACCUUUAUAUUUAUUGUUAAGUAAUGUACUGAUAAUUCGCUUAUAAUUCCAGUUGUGCUUGAAAUUCCCCAUUAUUAUUUCUUGUGAGCUACUGCCAUUUCUUCCAUUUCUCUGUGGUAGACAUCAAUGAGCCAUUCUGUGUCCAGUUGGACACCUGUACUAUGAAACCUCAAGUACAGGGGCAUCAAACUCAGUUCCUUGAGGGUUUUUUUCAAGAAGCUACUCAUUGUCUGUACAAAUUCCCAGUACAUAACUGAUCAGUUUAUUUAUAGCCUCAAAAAUUAAGUUAAAGUUGUGUAGUAACUGGGAUUAAUAAUCAAGAGAAAAUGAGAGAAGUGAAGGAAAAUCCUGCUUAAUCAUUGCUCUCAGGGAACUGAAUUUGAUGUGGUUUUGUGAUUAUGAAUCGCGGGGUAGUGUUGUACUGAGGAACAUUGUGAAGAACUUUGUUUGUGUUUCUGUCAAUCUGAUUGUUAUGUUGUGCCAGUAUCUACCAGCCCAGUGCACGGUCCACAGUGUUACCGCACCAUUAACUGCGUGACAAAAAACUUGGGUUGUUUAUGCAAUUCUGUCUGUCUGCUGUAAUGAUACCACUGAUGUGCUGAACAAUAUGGGCAUUUGUUUCGGAAUGGAUUCUUUUGACAAUGAAUACUGUAUUAGUUGUGAGCUUACCCAGUCUGGAGAAUGCCUCAGUUUCCCCCAACAAUCAAAAACAACAACAACAACAAAAAAAAAGUCAGAAACAAAAAAUGGACAACCAGCUGCCUUGCAUCCCAAUGUCACACAUGGAAAAAAAAAUAUGGUUUGGUAAAAAGCUGAAUACCUUUUCAGUUUUAUUUUCAAUUGAAGACUAAUACAUCCUAAUAUAUAACACAUAACUAAUGUAUAUUGUAAGCAUAUUCACUUGUAUUUAGUGAAGUAUUAACUUUGGUAUGUGUGAAUAUUAUCUAAACAUGGAUGUAUGAGGAGGCAGUACAGAUCUAGUGUCCAGGAGACAAACUUUGUCCCAGAAGUUUUGAAGCUAUAGGGAGUAAUGGAGUGCGUUAUACUGCUGUCUGAUCUUUGAGGGGUCUAAGUGAUUUGAUGGUGUCAUCCUGGCAGCUGCAUUUCUAAUGUCUUUCUUAAAUCGAUUCAUAAUCAGUAUUUUAAUUGUCUGCUUCUUAACUGAAGGUUUUGUGAGAUUUGUGAACAUUUUUCGAAAUGCAUACUAAUAUGAAUUCCAUCCAGGGGAUUAAAUGUUAUUAAAAAAUUAGAAGUAAUAAUGAGGCAGUUAUAGGAAUACUUGAGUGAAAUGCACACUGCAUAUGUAAUAAUAAUAAGAAGACAAUAAAAAUAUAAGUCAAAAA